AUGCAACAACGAUCGACGUGGCGGGGGGUGAGUUUCGCGCUGGUCACGCUGGCGACGCUGGCCGCGGCGCAUGGGGAUCAUGCGCACAAGCCGACACCGCAGGAAGCCAAAGAGCCGAUUGACUUUUGGCUGUGGCUGCAUAUCGCGAUGGAAGCGAGUGCGUGGGCUGUGUUGUUCCCGUUGGCGAUGGUGUUUGGCCUGGUUCGUCACCGCUGGCACGUACCGCUCUCGACGGCCUCCGUGGUGCUGUCGUUGUGCGGCUUCUUCUUUGGGCAGCACCACGGCGGCCGUCAAUUUAGUCAUAGCGUGCAUGGCACGUUUGCAUCAAUGCUCUUUGUCUUUUUGUUGGUGCAGGCGUUCUGCGGGAUCUACUUGAAACUGCAUUUGACAUGGAAGCGCGAGAAGCAGGUCCGACCUGUGAUCCUAGGUGUGCAUGGCGUACUGGGCCGCGCCUUCCCAGUGAUUGGAUGGACUCAGAUGGUGUUUGGCAUCGCGACGAUGCAGGGGUGGUGUCGCGGUGGUCAUAUCAACCAGUGCUUAGCGCACUACAUUAUGGGCUCGGCGUUCACGGCGUACGCGGUGAUUAUGCUGAUCAUGACCAAGUGUGCUGUAGAAUGGCUCAAGCGGCGUGGGUUUGCGCAGGAGUACUUGGACUCAUGGGUCAUUCUGAUCUGGGGGAUCGUGAAUACCUUUACAGAGCACCAAGGUGGGCCAUGGACACACAAAGAUUUGCAGCAUACGUUGAUGGGCGUGCUAUGGUGGACUGGCGGCGCAGUGGGUGUGUGGAUCAGCCGCCGCGGCGCCCGCUCAAUCUUCCCUGCGGCGAUCAUCUUCCUUACAGGAUGGGCGAUGAGUGGGCAUGCGCAGGCGUUGGAGAUCUCCACGCGCGUUCAUGCGACGUUUGGGUACACCCUGAUGGCUGGCGGGAUUUGCCGCAUUAUUGAGAUUUGCUUUGUGCUGCACGAUCAGCCGACCGGCGUACGUGAAGAUCGCGCGCCGGAACGAGGCGCUUGGUUCCCGAUGCAUGUGUUCCAGUAUUUACCGCCUUUCUUGUUGGUAUGCGGUGGCAUUAUGUUUAUGAGCGCCACCGACGAGGAAAUGCGCUGGGCCGAUAGCAAAGGCGUGGACUAUGUGACAUGGUCGAUGAUCGACUUGUCGGUGGCCUUUGCGCUGUUCUUCUGGUUCAAUGUCCUCAUCGAUGCAUACAUGGCAUACGGAGGUCGGUACGGGCUGGUCAACGCGCCUCAAACCAGUGAAGAGACGCCCAUGUCAGCGUACUGGCCCGGGAAUCCGCUGCAAAUGCUGCGGUCCGCUACAGCCUCGCACAUACCUGUGCCGAGCGAGCCCGCCUACGUGCCAGAGACGGUGCCUAUGAAAUCCUAUCAUGACGACCAGGUUCACGUCCUCGAAGAAGACGAUCCAUUCGAGGCGGAGAACGAUCAUGACGAUGUAGCGUAA
Molecule: messenger RNA, 1458 nt
Organism: Malassezia pachydermatis
Lineage: Eukaryota; Fungi; Basidiomycota; Malasseziomycetes; Malasseziales; Malasseziaceae
Exons: 3
Coding region: 1-1458 (485 amino acids)
Source: RefSeq, a predicted model, not a curated record